This is a messenger RNA of Gadus chalcogrammus (walleye pollock), 3161 nucleotides long. Its product is annotated as E3 SUMO-protein ligase ZBED1-like. Gene Ontology annotation, molecular function: DNA binding; protein dimerization activity. The transcript has 2 exons. The coding region runs from base 468 to 2354 and encodes 628 amino acids. The record is from RefSeq and is a predicted model, not a curated record. Lineage: Eukaryota; Metazoa; Chordata; Actinopteri; Gadiformes; Gadidae.
CUGUCUCCAGUGAUAUAGAAUACCAAUGCUCACUUCGGAAUCAGGCCCUAUGUCCAAAAUUCCGAACUACCCCUUUAACUAAAUUUACAUCCUGGUUCCAACACGUGGCUAGGUGUGAGGAUGGGAGGGGGCAAGGGGAAAAAAGAACAAUGAGACAAGAACUUCAAUUUAACUGACAAUAGGAAGGGGUUAGGCUCCUUCUUUAAGCAAUGUAAAUAAGGUAGUGUGUGGUAGGGGUGUGUUCAAAAUAUCGAUACGGGGAUACAUCGUCGCGGGCCUCUUUACGAUGCGUGUAUCGAUACGGAGGCGUCAGUAUCGAUACUUCACGUGCAACAAAUCCCUACCGCUAAUCAAAUUCAUGAAACUGCAUGACAUUUGCUCCUUGCUAUGCGCAUUUCGGCCACACAAGGCGGUAGCGCUGUAGAACUAGGCGGCAGCGCUGCUGACAAUAGAAUAAGUGAACUAACAUGGAGGAAGGCAGUAGGGAAAAAAUAUUUUCGCCCCCAGUAAAGUUGAAAGCUCGCGUUUGGGAGCAUUUUGGAUUCCACAAAAAUGAAAAAAAAGAGCUGGACACGACACACGCCGUCUGCAAACAAUGCGGGCAAAAAGUUAAGUACUCUGGCAACACAACAAACCUCCAUCUGCACAUGACGAGGCAUCACGUUGGCAUCUCGGAAACCCCGGUAAAUGCUACAGCCACAGGGACACAAGCUAGUCUGAUGGCGGGGUUGCAAGCUAAAUUCCCUACAACUUCACCAAAGGCGAAGAAAAUCACCGACGCUCUUGUGUCAUACAUAUGUAAGGACUUGCGUCCGUACAGCUCGGUUGAGAAUGAAGGCUUCCGGGCGCUAAUCGCUGAAUGUGAACCUCGCUACACUAUUCCGACUCGUCGCUUCAUCACUGAAACCGCUGUGCCUCGCAUGUAUGAUGAGGUAAAACGACACGUUAUCGAUUCCAUUUCAGAAGCAAGCAGAGUAGCCAUUACGUGUGACGGGUGGACGUCGAGGGCAACCCAGUCUUAUGUUACGCUGACAUGGCACUUCAUUUCUGAAAAUUGGGAAAUGCUUUCCUACGUUCUGCAAACCAGAGUGCUGUUCGGGAGCCACAGCGGCCAUAAUGUGGGCGAGUUGCUGCUCGAAGUCUUUGAGGAGUGGGGCCUUACAGCUAAAGAGCCAGUGUUGGUUACUGACAAUGCCUCAAAUAUGGUCAUUGCAGCAGAGCAUGCCAAACUGCUUCAUGUACGAUGCUUCGCGCAUACAUUGAAUUUGGCUGCCCAACGUGCCCUUAAGACCACAGCAGUUCGGAGGCUGUUAGGAAAGAUUCGCCACAUAGUGACGUUUUUCAGGAAGAGUGCGCUGGCCAGCCAGGUCUUACAGGAAAAACAAAAGCUCCUCAACCUUCCCAAGCACAAACUCAUGAAUGACGUCCCAACCAGGUGGAACAGUGCGUUCGACAUGGUCGAGCGCUUCCUGGAGCAGCAGCCCGCUAUCUGUGCCACAUUGCUGUCAGCUGAAGUGCGCAAGAAUGCCAAGGAGCUGUGGACUAUGUCAGAUACCGACCUCACCAAUGCCGAAGAUGUAGCUAAAACCCUGCGGCCUCUCAAAGUGGCAACACUCGUGAUGUCAGAAGAAAAAACACCCACCGUCUCAAUAAUUGCCCCGUUACAGGCACAGCUGUGUCAGGGCAGUGCUGAGCAACCUGAUGACUCUGGGAUCGUUAAAGAAUUCAAAAGAGCACUGGCACAAGACCUGGGGAAGAGGUAUUCCAACAAAUCCUUCCUUCAGAUGGCUUCAGCUCUGGACCCCCGCUUCAAAGCACUGCCCUUCCUCACAGAGGGUGGAAGAGAUGACAUCUUUGCAGCAGUGGGACGAGAGGCAGCUGAAUUAUCCGAGAGAAAGGCUACUGAGGAGGAGGGUGACCAUGAGCCUGCUGCUGAAGGAGAGCAUGAAGAGCAUGAAGGAGAGCAUGAAGGUCAAACACAACCCCCACCCUGUAAAAAGAGCUGUGCUCUGUCUGAUUUAUUUGGAGAGACAUUCUCAACAGAGUUAGAACAGGCUAGUCAACCCAGUCCCAUCACACAGGCAAUGAUUGAGGUAAACGCAUACAGAGCCACUGAACCAUUAGAGCUUUCAGCUGACCCACUGAAUUGGUGGAGAAAACACGAAGGUGUGUUUCCACUUCUGUCCAAUCUGGCUAGAAACACUCUCUGUGUGCCUGGAACAAGCGUAGCAGCAGAGCGAAUAUUCUCAACUGCUGGUGACAUAGUUACAGCUGAGAGAAGUGUUAUCAAACCAGCCCAUGUAGACCAGCUUUUGUUUUUGAACAAAAACCUGAAAAUAUACCAGAGGAAGUAGGUGGGUAUUAAUAUGUGGAGUACGGCCUUGUUCUUGUGAAGGCUAUGUUUUCUGUCUUUAAGUUUUAUGUUUCUCAAAACUUGAAAGAUGUUUUGCACUACAGUUUUGUUACAGCCAUGUUUCAAGUCAACAAUUUUCAAAGGCAGCUGUAUUUUUACACAACAGCCCUGUUUUUUAAGUUCAUGUUUUAAGUUUAUCACAAACAAUCAUUAUUUUGCCCUAGUCUUGUUAAGGCUAGGUUUUAAGUUUACUUUGACCAAAGGCAGCUUUAUUUUGUACUUCAUGCUUGUUAAAAUCAAUCUCUUUUUGCACUAUGGCUAUGUCUCAAGUUUGCUUAUUUCAAAUGCAGCUUUAAUUUGUACCACAGGCCUGUUAAGGCCAUUUUAAGCCGUGCAAGGUUUAAUGUUUUAAAAUGUUUUACUUGUAUCAAGCAAUCUCUUUUCACACUACGGCCUUGUUGUAAAGGCUAUGUUUUAAGUUUACUUAUUUUUAAAGGCAGCUUUAUUUCUGCACCACUUCCUUGUGAAUGUGUUUACAUGCACUACUAGAGUACUUGUUGGUCUACUGCAAAAUAAAAAUAAACUAUAUUUGGUUACAUAUGUCUGUUUCUUUGUACAGCGUCUACUUGGUUCCUGUGCCUGCCUGCACACUUUGACCCAUCAUCCAGUUGAUGGUAUAAUUUGAAAGCAGAGUCUCUGUAGAAUCCACAUGAGGUGACAAAUAUUUUAUGAUGUACUGUCAAGGAGUUACAGGCAAAAAUGUUGUGUUAUAAGCCUAAAAUAUCGGGAUACGUAUCGUAUACGUACG